AAGGAAUGAGAGAGUGGGAGUGUUCCUGGGGAUCUAUCAUCGACUGCAGAAGAAAAGAAAGAGGUAUGAUAGAAUAGAUUUCUCCACUUAUCUUCUCUGAUUAAGGACUUACUGCACUUUUUACAAAGACGCUUAUUCACCACACAGAGCAGCUAACAACCAUGGAGACAGCCCUUUCCACCCCCCAUAAUAUCCAGAUAUGUGAGGUGACCUGCGAUUCCUUCCGCAUCGCCUGGGACAUGACCCCUGAGGAUACUGCCAGGGCUUCACACUUCUUCAUAGACCUGAGCCGCAAGGAGGGCGGGGAUCUCAACCGCUUUAAACACAGGGAUGUGCCCACCAAACUGGUGGCCAAGGCAGUGCCUUUACCCAUGGCAGUGAGAGGUCAUUGGUUCCUGAGCCCGCGGACAGAGUACUGUGUUGCUGUGCAGACUGCAGUGAGACAGGCAGACGGAGAGUACCUAGUGUCUGAAUGGAGCCAGGUGGUCGAGUUCUGCACAGGGGAUUAUGCCAUGGACCACCUCAAACAGCUCCUUGGUAAAGCACAGGUUUCUGCUGGAAGAUUGCUGCGGUUCUCUGUGUUCUAUCGCAACCAGCACCCUGACUACUUCCACUAUGUCAGAACUGAGUGUGGGGGGCUGAUGCGCCCAGCCCUGAAAGACAAUAGUGGAAGUCACGGCUCACCUAUCAACAGCAAACUGCAGGGAGUCUUCCUCAGCUGCAACACUGAGUUUGACACAGGUCUUCCUCCAAACGACUCCCCCUACGGCCCCCUGCGUUUCCAGAUCCCGGCCGGGAACCUACUGAAUCCCAACACCAAUCUUUACUUUGCUGACUUCUACUGUAUGUACACAGCCUAUCACUAUGUGGUGUUGGUGCUGGCCCCUGCUGGCUCAGAGGGGGAUAACUUCUGCCGUAGUAGUCUCCCCCUGCUGGACCUGACUGCCAACCCCUUCCUGACAUACAUCCCCCCCCAGAGGCAGGGGGAAGACCCCCUGUUCUGCCAUGCCAGUGAUGUCAUCCUGGAGGUGCUCUACACAGAGCCGCUGUCUCUGGAGCAGGGCAGUGUGCUGGAGAUCAGUGGCCACCACCAGAUGAGCCAGACCACGGCCAACGCCAAGAAGGACCCCAGCUGCAAGGUGUGCAACAUCAGUGUGGGCCGCUGAGAGAACUGACUGGACUAACAGGGUUUAGAGAACAGUGAGGAUGUGUAUCGGCAUUGCUGCAACCAAAAAAAUGUAAAGUAGAGAAAUGGGCUGAGCGAUUUAAUCCAUCUAGUAGUGUAAGUUACAGUAACACAACUGGGACAGCCCAUUUCUUGGGGUAUGUGCAUGCUGCUUCCCACAUCCCUCCCUGUCGCUACUAGUAUUCAAAAUCUCCAUGUAUCAUCAAUCAUCACAUGUAAAUGUGUCUUUAGGACAAGUGGACUAAAAGGGCCAUCUGUAUGAGCUCCUCCACUGCAGGAGGAAGCCGAGAUGUACACGUUGUAUAACACUGUAUUUGUCAAAUAAUAUUACGUAAGAUAUACAUUUCUGUCUUCUCCUUACAGUACCUGUUGUUCUUAGAUGAUUCCAAGAUUUCUUAUACUUCAAAACACACUGUCAAUUUUAAUUUAUAUUUGAAAACUUUCAAACAUGAUGUU
Coregonus clupeaformis (lake whitefish) is the source of this 1642-nucleotide messenger RNA. RefSeq names its product phytanoyl-CoA hydroxylase-interacting protein-like. Gene Ontology annotation, molecular function: protein binding. The transcript has 5 exons. The record is from RefSeq and is a predicted model, not a curated record. Lineage: Eukaryota; Metazoa; Chordata; Actinopteri; Salmoniformes; Salmonidae. Gene Ontology annotation, cellular component: cytoplasm. The coding region runs from base 162 to 1166 and encodes 334 amino acids.